This is a messenger RNA of Brassica oleracea var. oleracea, 1357 nucleotides long. RefSeq names its product mitochondrial phosphate carrier protein 1, mitochondrial. The transcript has 7 exons. The record is from RefSeq and is a predicted model, not a curated record. Gene Ontology annotation, cellular component: mitochondrial inner membrane. Gene Ontology annotation, biological process: mitochondrial phosphate ion transmembrane transport. The coding region runs from base 207 to 1136 and encodes 309 amino acids. Lineage: Eukaryota; Viridiplantae; Streptophyta; Magnoliopsida; Brassicales; Brassicaceae. Gene Ontology annotation, molecular function: phosphate transmembrane transporter activity.
CAUGGAAACCUAAAUAGAAAUCAACUUCUUAACACAAAAAAAAAAAAAAAAAAGAUUCGAUUUUUCCGCCUAAACCCGUUGCCGAAAGCAUGGAACUUUCUUUUCUAGGAUUAAAACAGAGCGUUCUGUUUCCUUCUGGGCCUUGUCUUUAGCGUCCGUGAGACGUGGACAAAGGAUCGCCAUCAGACACGAGAACCCUCCACAAGAUGACAAGUGUCAAGAGGAAACUAGACGAUGAACUGGCGUCUCCUUGGUUCUACACCGUUUGUACCAUGGGAGGAAUGCUCAGUGCUGGAACAACACAUCUCGCUAUUACCCCUCUUGAUGUCCUCAAAGUCAACAUGCAGGUGAAUCCUGUGAAGUACAACAGCAUUCCCUCAGGUUUCUCCACACUCUUAAGAGAACAUGGCCGUUCCUAUCUCUGGAGAGGUUGGUCAGGGAAGCUCUUAGGCUAUGGCGUUCAAGGCGGAUGCAGAUUCGGACUCUAUGAAUACUUCAAGAGGCUUUACAGCAAUGUCUUGCCUAACCACAACAGAACUUCCAUAUAUUUUCUCAGUAGCGCUUCUGCUCAGAUAUUCGCAGAUAUGGCCUUGUGUCCUUUUGAAGCCAUAAAAGUUAGAGUUCAGACGCAGCCCAUGUUUGCAAAAGGGUUGCUUGAUGGGUUUCCAAGAGUAUAUAGAAACGAAGGUCUUGCUGGCUUUCACAGGGGGCUUUUCCCGCUCUGGUGUCGCAAUCUCCCAUUUUCUAUGGUGAUGUUCUCAACGUUUGAACAGUCAGUGGAGUUUAUAUAUAAGAACAUUAUCCAGAAAAGGAAGCAAGAUUGCUCUAAGUCGCAACAACUCGGUGUCACAUGUCUAGCUGGGUACACUGCUGGAGCCGUAGGUACAAUCAUCUCUAACCCCGCUGAUGUGGUUGUUUCGUCUCUCUACAACAACAAAGCCAAGAAUGUGUUGCAGGCUGUGAGGAACAUUGGGUUAGUUGGCCUUUUCACCAGGAGUCUUCCUGUUCGAAUCACCAUAGUGGGGCCUGUCAUAACCUUACAAUGGUUUUUUUAUGACGCCAUCAAAGUCUUGAGUGGAUUCCCUACAAGUGGAGGGGUUGAGAAACCGGUGGAUGCAACUAAAUUAGCAGUGUGAGGCUUAGAAGAGUAGAUUUUCAUGUCAACUUCAGAACCAGAAACUCAAAACAUAUUAUUAUGUAAUAUUGUUAUGCAAGUAGAUAUCAUCUUGUGAGUGUGUCGUGUAGCGGUUCAAAUGACCGUUUUGAUCUGUUUUUUCUUUCACUGCAAAUGCAUUUGUUCAACCUCUGGAUUUGGAUUGUAAGUAAAGUGCCAAUAAUGAUAUUUUUGAACUUAUAU